UUCCCCCGAAUGUUUGACAAACCUGGGCACUGACACAUGUGAGCACAGCCUGGGGAGUAUUUUGGCCGUUUAACAACAUGCUAAUAUUGACUGUAAUACUUUUAUGAAGCCAGAAAACUUGGAGAACCGCGGUGGUAACGUCUUUUGUUCCGUUUCUGCAAAACAUAGCGACAGUCUGUGUUUCCUAGUUGUAUUACUUUUGACGCAACCGCAGUUUAAAGUAAGCUAUGGCGAUGCUACGGUUCUUCACAAGCAAAGGCUGUAAUGUGCUCUGGAAAUGCAGUCACUCUGUGGGAUUCAGUGUUGCCAAGAGAUCAGUGAGCAGUUUUCUCAGACAUCACAGACUAGCCAUCCCUGCUCGCCACUUCAGUGCAGGAAGUCCUGUGUGGAAAGAUGCUCUCCAGACUAAAACGGACAAAUCCGAGGAAGUAGAGACAUUAGAUCUGGACCAAUGGAAGUCUGUCAUGAGAUCUCAAGCUGCACUUGAGGAGAAACAAGUCAGCGGUGAAGUUGAAGCCAGCGGUGAUGGUGACAACCUGGCAGAACCAGAAGGUGAUUUAAAGGAUGUUUCUUCACUGGAGGCUACCAGGGAUCUGGUCAACAUGUGGAGGCAAGCUGGGAAGUUGGUACCCCAAGAGAUGACGGAUGAAGAGGUUGAAACACUGGCUAAGCUCACCACCAAAUCCUCCAGGAAGAAGUACCUGAAGUACCUGGCUCUCAAGGAAGGUCACAAACUGGCCCGUAAGGAGAAGCAGCAGCAGAAGAGGGCUGAAAGGGAAGCCUCAUUGCAGGAGAAGAAAGAAGAAGAUGAGGACGAUGAAGGAGAACCCAAAUUGAAAAACACAUUUGUCCUUCAGUUCUGGAACCGCUCUCUGGACAAACUGCUGGCCUGGAGGAGCGCACAGGCCAUGGUGUUGGGUCAGCCGCUGGUGUUCGACAUGAGCUACGAGUCCAACAUGUCCAGGCGGGAGUUGGGGAACACGGUGUCCCAGCUGAUGGAGGUGGAGGGGUGGAACCGGCGUGCCAUUGAGCCCUUCCACCUCCACUUUUGCAACCUGCAGCCAGAUGGGCUCUAUGAGCAGGAGCUGCUGAAACGAUACGGUGCAGAGACCUGGGAUCGCCUGUUAAUCACCAGCACCGACCGCCAGCAUGUGGAUGUGUUCCCUCGUGAACAGCUUGUGUACCUCACGGCAGACUCCCCUAAUGUUCUCCGCACCUUUGACCACUCCAAAGUCUACAUCAUCGGAGCUCUGGUGGACCGGUCCAUCCAGUCAGGUGCGUCGUUGGCCAAUGCCAAGCGCCUGAAGCUGGCCACAGCCCGCUUGCCGCUGGAUGAGUUCCUCCACUGGGAGAUAGGAGCCAAAAAUCUGACUCUGGACCAGAUGAUCCGCAUCCUGCUAACGCUCAAGGAGACGGGGAAAUGGGAGGAGGCACUGAUGUUUGUGCCUAAGAGGAAGCAUGAUGGCUUCCACCAACAGAAGACACAAAUCACCAAUAACAGAGCAAAAAGUGAUACAAAUCAUGGACAAAGACAUGGGGCCAACGGGUCUAUGAGGUCUGAAGAUAGAAAUAGUGCAAGGACAUUUAUAAGCCAAGGUAUUUACAAACCCCAUAAAGAGUCUGGGUUCUCUGGUAGGGACAGAAUGGCUGGACCGGCCGGUGUCAGAGAAAAGAAACAAGCAACAUCCAAAGUACGGACAUCGUUUAAGAAUGACAUGGAAACAAGAAAAACUACAGGCAAAAACAAAAUGUGGUGGAAGGAUGAGUGACUCUAACAAGAACUUCAACUUUGGUUUACAAGGAUGUAUGUUAAGAAGUGUCUGAGGGUAUGUCAACAAUUGAUACAAAUAGUGAAUAAAAUGUAAUAUGUG
Amphiprion ocellaris (clown anemonefish) is the source of this 1871-nucleotide messenger RNA. It is a transcript of the gene trmt10c, whose product is annotated as tRNA methyltransferase 10C, mitochondrial RNase P subunit. NCBI's taxonomy places the organism in Eukaryota, Metazoa, Chordata, Actinopteri, Pomacentridae. Gene Ontology annotation, molecular function: tRNA binding. The record is from RefSeq and is a predicted model, not a curated record. Gene Ontology annotation, cellular component: nucleus; nucleoplasm; mitochondrion. The coding region runs from base 228 to 1769 and encodes 513 amino acids. The transcript has a single exon. Gene Ontology annotation, biological process: mitochondrial tRNA 5'-end processing; positive regulation of mitochondrial translation.